Ophidiomyces ophidiicola is the source of this 1707-nucleotide messenger RNA. RefSeq lists its product as uncharacterized. NCBI's taxonomy places the organism in Eukaryota, Fungi, Ascomycota, Eurotiomycetes, Onygenales, Onygenaceae. The record is from RefSeq and is a predicted model, not a curated record. The coding region runs from base 1 to 1707 and encodes 568 amino acids. The transcript has a single exon.
AUGACAAGAAAGGACGGGAAACCAGCUGCGAAGUUCAAUGCACCCGCAAGGCCCACCAACCGCGGAAAGAAAGCAAACAGCGCUCAAGAGAAGCGGCAGAGAAAAUAUAGAUUAUCUUUAGGCGGCAACACUGAGAGUCAAAAGACCCUCACUCAAAUCAACUUUGUGGGCUUGCCCAAGUGCGACCUUGGCGACCUGGAAUAUAUCGAAGAAGAGCCCGAAGAAGAUGAGUCUACACUGCGGGUUCUACCUCAGAAUCGAAAACAGAGAGGGCUUUUGGGAGCCAAAAACCCACGUUUGGUUGAGCCCACAGACAAUACCACUUUAACUCAGAUGGGGUAUGUCCUUACAGGAAAUGGCAAUGAUGAACAUGAUAUCGGUCUUCCCUUGGAAACCACUCGAUGCUGCUCGCCCCAAAAGCAAUGGAAAAGUUCCAGCUAUGCAUUAAAAGUACGCAGUGAGGACUCGGAAUAUCGCCCUUUUGCUCGAGUGGCUUGUGCCCUGAAUAACAAGAAAACAAAACUUAGGUGGGAUCGAGGGAACGGCUACAAUGACAACGUUAGUACUUUGGGCGUCACGUCACACUCUAUGGCCUGCAACAAGCGGGGGGUUGACGAUAGCCAGAGGCCACAGAAUCCAGCGUUUAACGCACCGGAUGUGUUAUCCCAGAACACAAGUACCUUCCCUGUAUCCCCUAUAACCCCUUUGAAACUACAAGCUGGCGCCGUUCCAUCUUCCCAGUCGCCUGAAAGCCCCGGAAAUACCCCCAGUUGUAUCAAAGGGUCGAGUUAUUCCAUAUUGGAGCCUGAUUGCUCUUCUAGGUUAGACCCUGAAGGCCAUACUUCUCAUCCCCCUUCGCCUUCUCCUACAAGGUGUUCUAAAGUUCCCUGCCAAGUGGAGUUCUCACUUCCUACCGAUUUGACCAUAGAACCGCUUUCAGGCAUUUUAAGAAAAGAGUUACGAUCGGUUCCAGAAUGUCUCCCUACUUCGUCGUUGCCGUCUGCGUCGGCUUUGUCCUCUUUCACUAAUUGUACCCCGGGAAAGACAGUGCCGACACGUACCAGGUCUUCCUACAGAUCUGUUUCAAAGGCCCUUGUCGACGAAGAGAAAAUAGAAAAGGUUAUCCUUGAUACUGACUGCGACUCUGAACCCGAUUCCCAACAAUCUACAGCUAGCCUGACCGCCAUCCCAGCCGAGCCAGCUAAUUUCUGCACUCCAAUUCAGCCUAACCCUGGUGAUCCGGCUGUCACGGAUGGGAACUACGCUGCUGUAAACUCGGUGGUUGAUCCAGAUGCCUCUCAGCUAUACGUCCGACCCCGGGCGAGUUACUCAUACGAGAAGUACAUGGGGAUUUUGGGGCCCGAAAAAUUAGAUAACGUAUCUGGAAUCAAUACUGGUAUUCAGCUCAGCCUUGCCGAAUGUCCUAUUCUUAGCCCCACCCAUAGCCGCAACGCUUCGACCAUAAAGCAUUCAACACUCAACAACGACACGCCUACUGACUCCAUGCCUGGCAUACAUGCCCUUCAAUCACUCUCGUCCUCCAAUCUGAUUACGCCUCAAUUAGGUUCCAGUUCAACUGGAUUGGAUAGCUACGAGCUGCAUACUGCUCCUUUGUUGACUAUCACAGAAAGUCAACUAAUACCUAGAAGCUUGAUGGAAAAUGUACCAGAGCCACCUGGUUGGGAGCCCAGACAUACUUUGAAGUAA